Molecule: messenger RNA, 1768 nt
Organism: Sphaeramia orbicularis (orbiculate cardinalfish)
Lineage: Eukaryota; Metazoa; Chordata; Actinopteri; Kurtiformes; Apogonidae
Gene: elovl1b
Product: ELOVL fatty acid elongase 1b
Exons: 8
Coding region: 272-1246 (324 amino acids)
Biological process (GO): fatty acid elongation, monounsaturated fatty acid; fatty acid elongation, polyunsaturated fatty acid; sphingolipid biosynthetic process
Cellular component (GO): endoplasmic reticulum membrane; endoplasmic reticulum
Molecular function (GO): fatty acid elongase activity
Source: RefSeq, a predicted model, not a curated record
CUCUGUACCAGCCACACUUUGUCAGUUUACUUUCUCGUCCUCUUACCCUGUCUCUCCCUCUCUCUCUCUUCGCUGUUUUCUCUUUCCGCUGAUGCUGACCCAGCCGCCUGCCUGCCUGCCUACUGCCCGCCACACCUUUUUUUUUAUUUUUCGGAGAGGCUUUUGCCGUGCUGUAAAACGGGAAUCUACACAAGCACACGCUGCUUUUGAUUAAGUGGAAAAUUCUUGUCUGAGCAAGGUAUUUGGGUCGUAGACGUACCAGGCAGCAAAGAUGCUUCAGGAGAUUAAGGAAAUGGGCUCACACGCCUUGGAUAUCUAUGACUACCUCGUGGCGGGAAUUGAUCCACGGCUGUUGUCGUACCCGCUGAUGCAGAGUCCUAUUCCCAUGACUUUAAUAUUGCUGUGCUACCUGUUCUUUGUACUGUACCUGGGACCGCGCAUAAUGGCCAAUCGCAAGCCCUUCCAGCUAAAAGAAGCCAUGAUAGUGUACAACUUCUUACUAGUGGGGCUGUCUAUAUACAUUGUCUAUGAAUUCAUGAUGUCUGGUUGGGCCACAACAUACACUUGGCGAUGCGAUGCAAUCGAUACCUCGAACAGCCCUCAAGCACUACGAAUGGUCCAAGUGGCUUGGCUGUUCUGGUUUUCUAAGAUCAUUGAGCUUAUUGACACAAUAUUCUUUGUGUUGAGGAAAAAGCACGGCCAGAUCACUUUCCUACACAUCUUCCACCACUCCUUCAUGCCCUGGACCUGGUGGUGGGGGGUCGGCUACGCUCCCGGUGGAAUGGGUUCAUUCCACGCCAUGGUGAAUUCUUCCGUCCACGUUAUCAUGUAUUUCUACUAUGGCCUCGCUGCUGCUGGACCACGCUUCCAGAAGUUUCUGUGGUGGAAGAAAUACAUGACUGCCAUUCAGCUGACCCAGUUUGUGCUGGUUUCUCUCCAUGCCACCCAGUAUUACUUCAUGGACAGCUGCGACUACCAGUUCCCGGUCAUCCUCCACCUCAUCUGGAUGUACGGAACCUUCUUUUUUGUGCUUUUCUCCAACUUCUGGAUCCAGGCUUAUGUAAAAGGAAAACGGUUGCCAAAACAGAGCGCCAAGCCAUGUCAGAACGGCACCGCUGUCUACACCAACGGCAAACACCAUGAGCACGGCAACGGCAUCAGCCACGGAGCCACCAACGGCACCAGCAAUGGCUCCGCCCACCACGAGAACGGCAGUGCUCACAUGGGCAAAAUGAAGAAGGCCUAGGGCCUCUGGAAGGAAACACCCAAGAAGAAUGACCUCGAGAACCUGUUGAAAUGGAUUCCAAAGAUGAUUUUGGCUGUGUUUCUAUUCCUGUUUUUAGUUGUAAUUAUAAAACAUGGGGAAAUGACGUGGUCAAUGAUUUCCACAGUGGGGGGCCCACUUUUGGUUGGUUUGUUGGUUUGUUUCUUUGAGUUGGGGAACCAUCUAUGGAACACAAUGUAUGAAGAGAAGAUGUUUUGACCUACAUGUUAUCUUCACUGAUGUUACAAACAGCCUCUUAGUUCAGUAUCACAACGGUGGCCUUACACCCUCCUUUCCUCACUACUUAUCUGACCCCCAUGUCCUCCUGCCCCCCCUGUGGACAGAUGACUGUACAGUUUCUAUCAAACUUGAAAAUACUUUCUGUAAAUAGUUUUACAAUAGAAAAAAACUAAUUGUAUUGGUAUGCUUUAGACUUUCUAAAUUUUGUUACAUUGUGUAUUUAAAAUUAAAAUGCCAAUAAAUUCAAUUUUAAAUUAUGUUGUA